AUGUUUGCCCCUGCUUGUACCCCAAAAUCCCAUCUCGGCCGUUACCGUCUCCUCGCCCCCACUGCCAGCGUUAAGGUCAGUCCAUUAUGCUUAGGUGCAAUGAACUUCGGUGAAGGCUGGAAAGAACGACUCGGCGAAUGCAACAAGGAUACAUCUUUCAAGAUCCUCGACACAUACUACGGCAAUGGGGGCAAUUUUAUUGACACAGCCAACGAUUACCAAAACGAAGAUUCAGAGAAAUGGCUCGGCGAGUGGAUGGAAGCUCGCGGUGUACGUGAUCAGAUUGUUCUCGCCAGCAAGUAUACCACUGGCUACCGCACCCAUGUUCCAUCUGAGAUUCAGGCAAACUUUGUCGGUAAUAAUGCCAAAAGUUUAAAGCUGUCGGUUGAUGCUAGUCUCAAGAAGCUCAGAACGGACUAUAUUGAUCUGCUCUAUGUCCACUGGUGGGAUUUUAGCACCUCCAUUGAAGAAGUCAUGACCUCACUCAAUCAGCUGGUCCUAUCCGGAAAAGUGCUCUACCUAGGCAUCAGCGAUACACCUGCCUGGGUCGUGGUGAAAGCAAACCAAUACGCCCGCUACCACGGCCUACGGCCUUUCUCCGUCUACCAAGGCAGAUGGAAUGCCGCGGCACGCGACUUCGAGCGAGACAUCAUCCCAAUGGCCGCAUCUGAAGGGAUGGGUCUUGCACCCUGGGGCGUAUUAGGGCGUGGCAACUUCAAAAGUCAAGCGCAAUGGGAAGAAUUUUCCAAAUCAAAGAGCCCUGGGCGCGGCAGCACAGCUACGGAUCAAGAAAUUGCGGUGUCGAAAGUUCUUGAGAGUGUCGCAAAGCGACACGGGGCGGCGAUGACAAGUGUGGCGCUGGCAUAUGUCCUGCACAAGGCGCCUUAUGUAACGCCUAUCAUCGGCGGGCGGAAGGUUGAGCACUUAGAGAGUAACAUCCAGGCCCUUGGGCUUGAUUUGUCGGAUGAGGAUAUCAAGGAGAUUGAGGGGGCCUAUGAGUUCGAUAUUGGGUUCCCGAUGAAUUUCUUAUUCCGUGGAGAGACCAAGGAGGCGCAUCCUCGUAAUUCGACGCUUCUUAACUCAGCCGCUAAGUUUGAUUACCCUGAUUUGAUCUCCACCAUGGAGUCUAAGAUCCCCGACUUCUUGCUCGAGCAGCAAGCACAAGGAAGCCCGGAGACACAACCCUACUUCCUCACCUUCGAAGAUUACUGGGAGCGCAAACUAUGGCACCAGCUUACAGACUCGUUGGUCGAGUUCUUCCGCAUGCCAGAGAGUGCUCCGCAUCGCUUAGCCCUGUUUAAGACAUUCGUGCUCAGUUUCGCCGACCGAAUCAACCAGCUCAAGUUUGUGUCGCUGGGAUUGAUGGCAGCAACAGAAUGCGCAGAUGACCAAGAACGACUAGCUUUCCUCACAUCCCUCGCCAACAAGACGGAUACGCCCGACACACAGGAUGCAUAUGUCUACGCGCUCGCUGACGUGGCCAACGUCAAGCUAUCGCUGAAGCAUCUGGAAGGAGCACAGACGGAUCUGGCCACCUGCCAGCGGGUGCUAGACACGUUCGACUCGGUCGAGACUGUUGUGCACGCGUCAUUCUACAAAGUGAAUGCGGACUACUACCACGCUAAGCAAGAAUUCGCCUCCUUCUACAAAAACGCCCUCCUCUACCUCGCCUGCAUUGACCUGGAAGAACUCACCGAGACCGAGCGCGCAUCGCGCGCGUACAACCUCAGCGUGGCGGCCUUGGUAUCAGACACGAUCUACAACUUCGGAGAGCUCCUCCUGCACCCAAUUCUGGACUCGCUGACCCAGACCCCGCACAACUGGCUCCGCGACCUUCUCUUCGCCUUCAACAAGGGCGACCUGACUGCCUACGAUGUGCUGGCCGGUAACAUCAGCAAGAACAAGCUGCUGGAGUCACACCGGGUAUUCCUGUACCAGAAGAUCUCGCUCUCGGCACUGACGGAGAUGGUCUUCCACCGUCCCCCUCAUGACCGCUCUCUCUCUUUCCAGGCUAUCGCGUCCGAGACCAAGGUGCAGCCGGAUGGGAUCGAACAUCUCGUUAUGAAGGCUUUGUCGCUGGGUUUGCUGCGUGGGUCUAUUGAUCAAGUUGCCCAGGUUGCACAGAUCCACUGGGUUCAGCCCAAGGUUCUGGAUAUGAAGCAGAUUGAUGGCAUGCGAAACCGUCUUAAGGAAUGGGAUGCUGGUGUUAAUCAGCUCGGUCACUGGAUCGAGGGGGCUGGUAAGGAUGUUUGGGCUGCAUAG
Molecule: messenger RNA, 2262 nt
Organism: Penicillium roqueforti
Lineage: Eukaryota; Fungi; Ascomycota; Eurotiomycetes; Eurotiales; Aspergillaceae
Product: proteasome regulatory particle lid subunit RPN9
Exons: 8
Coding region: 1-2262 (753 amino acids)
Biological process (GO): ubiquitin-dependent protein catabolic process
Cellular component (GO): proteasome regulatory particle, lid subcomplex; cytosol; nucleus
Molecular function (GO): structural molecule activity
Source: RefSeq, a predicted model, not a curated record